ACUCGCAAACACCUUACGUUUGGUUCCGCAUUUGCACUGGAUUGUGGUUGAAGAUGGAAACGAAACAGUCCCUUAUGUUGGGAAAAUUCUCGAACGAUCCACCCUACCUUUCACCUACUUUGCUGCACAAACUCCAGCGGAUCAUCCAGAUGGAAACGAAACAGUCCCUUAUGUUGGGAAAAUUCUCGAACGAUCCACUCUACCUUUCGCCUGCUUUGCUGCACAAACUCCAGCGGAUCAUCC
This is a messenger RNA of Ostertagia ostertagi, 243 nucleotides long. The record is from the annotation of a GenBank genome assembly. NCBI's taxonomy places the organism in Eukaryota, Metazoa, Nematoda, Chromadorea, Rhabditida, Trichostrongylidae.